Molecule: messenger RNA, 2752 nt
Organism: Rhipicephalus microplus (southern cattle tick)
Lineage: Eukaryota; Metazoa; Arthropoda; Arachnida; Ixodida; Ixodidae
Product: pre-mRNA splicing regulator USH1G
Molecular function (GO): protein binding
Source: RefSeq, a predicted model, not a curated record
UGGGGAGGGAUCAACAACCACCUGUGUUGUGCGUGCGUGUUUGUACGAGUGUCCGGCGGGAGUUGUUGGAAAGGAACGGUGAACUGUUGCAGCGAGUUCGUAGUCGGCGGCGGCGGCAGAGGCCAGGCCACGGCAUCCAAGCCUCCCAAACCGUCGUUUUGCCCCGAGAGGGCCCGUCCCACCGCGCUGGAGCGUUCUUUUUUUCUUUUUUUCUUCUUCUACAAAGUGAGCGAAAACGUUGUCCUCCGGGGCACGCAUUGUGUGUCGUUCGUUCGUGCGGCUCCCAGCAUCCGGCGUUUUUGUUUUUGCUCUGUGUCAAUCGCGCGCCGCCUGGAUUCGAAGCUCCCGUCUCCGGUUUGUUUUGCACCGGCGUGGUUUUCGGCUCCUUGGAUCGUCCCAUGUUUGAAGAUCUCUUGUGCCGUGCUCGGUCCGCCCGUGUGCGGGGGGGUUACCCUGCUCCUUCAGGCUUCGAGGUUUUGUGGUGAUACUGCAGUAGUUCUUCGGCGGUCGUGGUGAGCCGUUUUGCGUUUACGCAGUCAUGGAUCGCGACAGGUUUCACCGCGCGGCGCGCGACGGAUACCUGGAUCUUCUCCGGGAGGCUACUCGAAAGGACUGCAACACUCCGGACGAAGACGGAAUGACGCCCACGAUCUGGUCGGCCUACUACGGACACCUCGACGCAUUGCGCCUGCUCGUCGGACGAGGGGGUGAUCCGGACCGUUGCGACCACUACGGCAGCACGGCGCUUCACUGCGCGGCGGCCAACGGCCACAUCAACUGCGUCUCCUUCCUCGUCUCGUUCGGCGUCAACCUGUGGGCGCUCGACAACGACUUCCACACGGCCACCGACGUCGCCUCCAUCAACCAGAGGGAAGAGGUGUUGCGGUUCCUGGACCAGGCUGUGUCCAAGCAGAGCGCCCUGAACAAGAAGCUCGUGCAGCGGCUCAAGGAGAAGGCGCUCCGGGACGCGGACAAGCGUCGCAAGGGCUACCAGAAGCUCACCCGCAAGGCGGCCAAGAAGGCCGAGAGGGACGACAAGAUGCUCGAAAAGCAGCGGAAGCGCAUGGCGCAGGUGGAGCUGCUCGUCGAGGCCAACAACGGCGUGCACAGUGCGCUCAUUCCGCUCCACGUGGGCGACGGUCGGGGCACCCUGCAGCCGACGCGGGCGCCCAAGUUCUCAGACAUGGUCAGCACGGGCACCUCGACCACCGUCUCGAGUCGCAAGGGCCUCGGCGCCGUCUCCAAGAAGGUUCACCUGCGCAAGCAGAACACCGACCCCGGCGAAUUCAACAAGGUGCGAACCCUGGACAACGACGGCAAGAAGUCGAUCCGGUCGCUGACGGGCCUCCAGCGGGACGCCGAGGUUGUCUUCGUGCCCAAGGGCACGGCCGAGGAGCCCCUGCUUUCCCCAGCCUCGCGACCGGGUCUUCCGGACUUUCUCAAAGACAGCUCGGCACCGGGCGAUCUCUCGCGGGCCAUCAGCGAACCGGACCUGGGCGCACACCCGGACUCCGGUCUUGGCGAGGACGAGCCGACCACGGGUUCCAGCAUGUUUGAGCGCCCGGGCUUCGGCAGCGUCGCGUUUCGCAACUCCAUCUCGGGCACGCUGCUGUCCCUGCCUUCGUGUCGCAUCGACGACGAAGAGGUGGGCAGCAUCGCCUUGCCCUGCGGGAGCGUCGUCGACUCCAUCGGCUCUGCUGGCAGUCUGGCCCAGAGGCAGAGCGUCCUGCCCUGGGAAGACGUCGAGGACGUAUACUACGAGGAAGACGAAGAGGAUGAAGAGGAAGACGGCGGCGGGACCCCACCAGCGAUCGUGGUGUUCCUGGCGGCUCACGGCCUGGCCGAGUACGUGGACCUCUUUUCGAGGGAGAAGGUGGACCUGGAUGCCCUGACACUACUGGGUGAGGAAGACCUCAAGACCAUGGGCGUGCCCCUGGGACCCAGGAAGAAGCUGCUCAGGGCGGUCGAGCAGAGACGGGUUGCCUUUGAGGAUCCUGGAGAAGUGGCCGACUCGAGGCUUUAGAGGUUGACAUCGUGGUCCAGAGAGACGAGACAGAGGACCCGAGAGAUGUGCCUUGAAGAAGACUUGCUUCUCGUCGACUGUCGUGUGAUCGUUGUGCGUGUGUGUGAUGUGUGCCAGCUUCCGAGAGUGGUUCCGAACCGCUGGAUUCUGAGAGGCAAAUGAACAACCAUUUUUGUUUUUUUCUUUACUGUCCUGUAUUUGAAUCGACUUGGAAACGAACUCGUUCUUUUUAUUUAAGUUUCCAGGAUACCAUCAAAGACCGCAGAAGAUGUGUUCUGUUGGCAGAAACUGCUGCAUGCUUGUGGAAUGGUAUUAGGAGCCAUGGGUGCAUCUUGGUGAUGAACUGGCAAAGCGAUGAGAUGCUGGCUACCUGUUAUACGUUCAUUUUAGACACACAGAAAAAGAACAGGACAAAUAAAGAGAAGGUACAGGACAGGCACUGAUGCAGCUUGUUCUGCACCUUCUGUUGUUUUUUGUCUUUUUGGGAUGUUAAAAUGAACGUUUUGGUGGUGCCCGACCUUUUCACAAAUCCACGUUGUAGACUGAAAGAGCGAGUAUGCAAUGGAGCCUAAUGGAGAGCUCAAGAUGUAAGCCUCACUAGUGACCCAAGAGUCCUGGAAUGCCAGACUUUGAUUUUUUUGCUGUGAAAGAAGUGACAACGUCUGGGAUCUGCUUUCUCUCGUAUGAAUAGCCACUUGCAAUUACUUAAAAAAAGCUCUUGUCAUUUGA